Cheilinus undulatus (humphead wrasse) is the source of this 630-nucleotide messenger RNA. RefSeq names its product fibroblast growth factor binding protein 1a (gene fgfbp1a). Gene Ontology annotation, biological process: cell-cell signaling. NCBI's taxonomy places the organism in Eukaryota, Metazoa, Chordata, Actinopteri, Labriformes, Labridae. Bases 1 to 630 code for a protein of 209 amino acids. The record is from RefSeq and is a predicted model, not a curated record. The transcript has a single exon. Gene Ontology annotation, molecular function: growth factor binding.
AUGGCUCUACUAACAAAUGUCGCCAUCCUGCUGGUGCUGGCUUGUUUCUCCCACCAGCUUGUGCUGAGCAGCUGUCAGAAGAGUCAAGGACGGAGGGGGAGAGGGGUGGACAGGGGACAGAACAAAGACAGGAUAGGGCUAAGGGUGAGCCGGCAGCCCAAAUCCAUCUCCACACAGCCCAUUAAAGGCAAAGUGGUCACUAAGGACAAGUCAGAGUGCACCUGGGCAGCAACAGGUGAGGACGUCUUCAUCCUUGGUGUCUCCUGCAAGAAGGGAGGGAGGAGCUCCAGCUGUGAGUAUGUCUCCAGGCCGACUCUUUGCCCCCAGUAUGUUUCAAACCCCAAACUAUACUGGAAGCAAAUCACCCGGGCUCUGAAGAAGCAGAAGACUUUGUGCCAGGACGGCGCCGCUUUGGUCAGGGCGGGGAUGUGCAGAAAAGCUGACAGAGAGGCUCAUUUCAGACUAAACACACAGACACAAACUGAUCCACCUCCCUCCCCACAGCCUUCACCCGGGGCUGUCAAAUCCUGUCAGUCUGAGAACAUGAAGCUGGCAGAGGAAUACUGCAACAAGUCGUGGCUGAGUGUUUGCACCUUCUUUUUUACGAUGGUGCAGGAUUAUGACUGCUGA